Messenger RNA from Caenorhabditis angaria, 7460 nucleotides. The record is from the annotation of a GenBank genome assembly. NCBI's taxonomy places the organism in Eukaryota, Metazoa, Nematoda, Chromadorea, Rhabditida, Rhabditidae.
AUGAGUAGCGGUUAUUCAUCCACUCUUAAUUCGUCAUUGGCUUCAUCGGCGCUGGAUUUGUGCGAGGAGGAAAAGGAAGAUCUAAGUGAGAGUUAGUUGAUUUUUUAUUUUGAUUUGAAAAUUUAACAAAAAUGAGGUUUUUUGGGUUGGAAAAACUAAAUGAAAGCUAUCUGAAAUUUCAAAAAUUUAUUUUGAAAACGAAAAAAAAAUGAAAAUGAAAAUACUCCAAUUUUUGAGCACUUGAAAACUAUAAAACCUACAGAUUUCGGAAUUUUGAGAUGAAAAUAUGAAAAUCUGAAACAUAAAAAUGUUUUCGAGCCAAAAAUUCGAAAUUUCAGUUUGAAAAGUAAAAAAAAGAUUUGAAUCCUAAAUUUUUUCCUCUAUUUCAAAACCUGAAAUUAUAUCUCCUAAAUUUCACAUUUUUUUCAAGUUUCAAUUUUUUUCUCAAAAAAAGUCAUGUGUUUCCGGCUCAUAAAACUCUUGUUCUAGUUAGUUCUCUGAACUCUAAAAAGUUUUUUACUUUUUUUUUCAAAUCCAAAACCAACAUUUUCUAGGCUCGCGAAAACGCUCAAAAAACAAAAAGCUGAAAAAACGAGCAAAAGUGAUUGUUGCGAUUUCGGAAGAAGAAGAGAUUGAGAGUUCGAUUGGAGAAGAAAAAGAGGAUGAAAAAGAAGAAGAAGAACUUGAAGCAGAAGAUAAAAAUGGUGAGUUUUUUGUGGAAAGCAGAUUUUGAAAAAAAAUUCUAGGCUGGGAGUUUCAACAGCAGUUAUUUUUUAGUAGUAAAAAAUUUUAGAACUAAUUAGAAAUGAAUUACGAGCCAAGUUAUUUUUGAAAUUUUAGUCUGAAAAUUGUGUCUCAAAAUUAGGCCUCGAAGUUCAAGUUUCAAAUGAAAAAAUUUGUCGAAAUUCUCGAUAUUUUUGAAUUUCUUAAAAACUCAUCAAUUCCAAAAAAAAUAUUUUUUGAUUUUCCUUAGAAUUUGGUUUUGCACAAAUUUUAAAUAAAUAUUCCGCUGCUGAAAAAACGCCCAUCGAUUUUUUUCAAUAAAUAAAACUAUGGCAACUGAAAAUUUUCCAAACCUUCUCAGUUUUUUUCCAACUCAAAAAAUUGCGCGAGUGGAAAAUGAUUAAAAAUGAACUUUGAUGCCAACUUUUUAUACAUCUAAUUAUCUCACUUUUAUUCCAGAGAAAAAUUUCUUGUUUUUUUCCUGAAAUAAUUUAUUUCAUUUUAUUUUUAUGAUCCAUUGUCCUUUUUCAUUUUCUCAGUGAAAAUGAGCUUUUUUUAAAGAAAAAGUGGCUUUCUAGGAGCGGCUUCUUGAUAAUUAGACUAUCUAAGCUCGGCUACUUGACAAAUAGGUUUUGUAGGCUUGGCUCCUUGACAUAGAUUUUCUCAAGGCGCCGUGCCUAGCCACAGUGGCUCUCAAGGCUCGUCUCCUUGAGAGGCAAUUUUUCUUGAAAUUGAAAAAAGUUCCUGUUUUUUCUCAAAUAAUUUGUUUCAUUUCAUUUUAUGAUCCAUUGUCCUUUUCUCUUUUUUUCCUUUUUUUCCUCAACGAAAUUUUUGCAAAAUGAGCUUUUUUGUUGAAGAAAAAGAAAAAAAACUAAAAAAAAAAAGUUUUUUUUUCGAAAAUUUCUAGUUGUAUUCUAUUCAUUCUUUUGUUACACGCCUCAAAAAUCUGCUGCUGUCUUCAUGCGAAGAAAAAAAAUACAAAGAUAAUCAAAUUGUUUUGGCGGCUCCUAUUUUUUUUGCUUUCUGAUUAGCUUUGUGUUUUGUUUUCACACAGCCCAUCUAUAAUUCGCCUCCAAUUUUUUCCAUGAUAUUUAUCAAGUCCAAAAUAAUCCCAUGAGACAAUUCGAAAUGAGCCAACCAUUUUGUUUAUAGCCUUUUUUGAGAUGGAAAGAGAGAGUUUUUGUCUCUAUUUUUUUUUGGGUAGAAAAUUUUGGGAGGAAAUUAUUCGAUUUUUGCAGCCUAGGCUUAAGAAGGCUCAGGCUUCAGAAUUUGGUGGAUUUUUCAACAAAAAAAAAAUCAUAUUUAUCUCGAGCUGUGCUUUUCAACUUUGAAUUUCGGGUAUUGAAGUUUAGCCCGAUGUAAAAAACAGGAAAACUUCAUUUAAAAUUCUGAAUUUUGAUGUUUUGCAUGUAAAUUCCCAGUAAUUUUCCAGUCGCCAACGAAAAUUUGGAACUCAGAACCUUAAUUCUUUGAGCUUAAGGUUCUAAAGCUGGAGUCUCUUAAGUUUUUUAACAAGUUUAAAUUUUCAGUGCUUUGAUCCUUAAGGAUAAAGCUCCAGGACAACCUGUUGUUCUAAAGAUUGGCUUAACUUAAUUUUCUUGGCUUCUAGAGCCUUUCAGACUCAUUUUCCAACAAUUAAAUACAUUUGCAAUUAUCGAAAUGUAUCUCUUUUUAUUUAUUUCGUUUUUUCCUCUUCUUCCCAUUUUCCAGCUUCUUCUUCUUCCGUAAAUAUAUAUCAUUAUUCCUUCGUUCGUUUUUUCUCUUUCAAUUUUCCCUCCAUCUCCUCACACAUUCAUUUUCAUUUAAUCUCAUCCUUUUAUGCUCGAGGGAAUCUUCAAGUACUCAAUCUUUCCUUUUUUCUGAGAAGAAGACAAAAAUUGGAUUUUUUUCUCCCUUCAUCAUUCUCAUCUAGAAAUAAUGGCAAUACGAAUGAAUAAUACAAUUUCAAAAAUUGAAAAUGAAAAUAGAACUUUUUUGUUUUUGAUUUUGAUAACGCAAUGAGAUAAUCCAUCUUAGUUUUUUGUUGAAUUGCGUCAAAAAAUGUUGAUUUUUGGAAACAUUUGGAAUUUUUGAGUUUUCUGAAGCCGAAAAUCGAAAUUUUCGGGAUUUUUUGAGCUCUAGCUACAGUACUCGAAAUAUACUGUAGUCCUAAUUUUUAGCAUGUUGCGUUCCACACUAGAUUACAAUUAGGGUUACUGUAGAAAUUGCGCAAUAUUUUGAUCUUCUCCCAAAUCAGUACCGUACUUUUGGAGUACUGUAGGUUAUGGUUUUAGGUUCAGUGAAAAUUGAAGUGAAAUUCAAUUUUGUCUAGUUUUAAAAUCUGAAAAUAAAUAAAACGUUGCUUUAAUUUUUAAGAAAUGUUGUGAAAUUGAGAAAAAUACUGAUUUCGCAUUCAUAUUAGAAAAAUUCAAAAUUUUCUCGAAAAAAUGAAAUCUUCAAUUUUUCUUUCGCUGUUUAUCGAUUUCCAAAACAAUUUUUAAAAAUUGAUUUUUUUUCGGUCUCUUUUUAUAUUUGAAUAGUUUCUUCUUCGAAUAAUAUUUUUCGAUGAUUCAAUACAAAAAAUAAUUGCAGUGUUUACCUGAAAAUGCGGACGAAAAACCAAAAACAAAUUUUCCUUCUUCUUCUCCAUUUUGUUCAAAGGAAAAAAGAUACUCUAAAUAACAGCUGCUGUUGAUUUUAGUAUAACGUGUUUGUAGUAAUAACAAAAUAUGCACAUAAAUAAAUGAAACUUGAGAAGAUCAGCGCCAAAAAUUGAUUAUUGAAAAUAAUUUAUUUAUGAAUCAAUUUCUGAUUUGGGUUUUGAAACCUAAUAUUUUUGAUUAGCCUUUUUUUCUAUUGUCACCGCAUUUUGUGUCAUUUGUCAUUUUUUUUGCCCGCCUUGUCUUGAAAAAAUCAAAGAUUUUUUUCUCUUUACAAAAAGUGUGAGUAGAGUAUAAUAAUUUCCGUUUUUUUCCAGAGAGAAAGAACAAAUCCUCUUUUUUUUUUAAAAACGAUUUAGUCUCGACUAUACUAAAUUACUACCUUUUUUGCCUUCGAUUUAUUUUUUUUCUCGUUCCGAAAAUGGAGGCGCUUCAUAAUCCUCCUUUUUUCUCUUCUCGUUUUUUGCUGGCCACUUUUACUAAUCCUCCUAGAAAAAAUCUCUAACCCCACACCACCUCCCUGUGUUUUUUUUUCGUCGUAUUUUGAAUGAAAAUUUGAAUUGAAGAGAAUCUCGUCUUUUCUUUGUUGAUUUAUUUUUGGAGGAAUUUUAGUGUGUUCAAAAUUUUGCUCUCAAAUAAAUUAUUGAAGGAAUUUCAUGAUCCAUCUUGAAAUUUUGAGCCCAAAAAUUAGUAAUUUCGAGCUCAAAUUGCUCCAAAAUUUCCUGAAAAUUAUGAAGAUUUUGAGCCAAAAUAAACUCAAAAUUCUAAUUUUCACGAAAUUUCAAAAUUUCCAUAAAAAUUUUAUUUAGCUUAUUUUUAGGCUGGAAAUUCCCCAGAUUCCGAGAAGUUUGAAAAAAAAAAUCGUAUUUUAGGACCGAUACCACAAUUUAUAUAAUUUCUUCCCAAAUAUUUCAAACCCUCAACAAAUUCUCAAAUUUUUGCAGAUGAGAAACGAAUGUGUGGUCUGAGUGAUUUAGUAACAUCGUGUCUAUCAUCCUCAAAAUCCUCAAUAAUUCCAUCAUCUUCAUCCUCUUCAAUUUCUCGAAAUGAUCCCUUAAUUCUAUCGGAUCCAAAUGAAACUCCAACUUCAUCAACAUCUGCUUCAUCUGCUUCACAAUCCAAUAUUUUAUGCGGAAAAAAUAAGGAGAAAAAGAACACGAAUCCAUUUUUGAAAUCAAGUCAAUUCAGUGGAGUCGAACCGACGAUUCGAUUUUAUACGAAAGGAACAAAAGUGACGAAACCGGCGAGAAAAAUUGUGAAUCGAUUAACAUGGUGUCAUAAUAGUUUAUUGCCGGUUGUUAUGAGACAUACACUUGCUGCAAGUCAUUUUACGGUUAGUUGACUUUGAUUUUUUCAAACAAAAAAAAAUUCGAAGGAGCUAAAUUAUUUUCUAUAAAACGCCGGAACUUUUCAGAGGAUCCAGGUUUUGAUAAAAAAAAAUUAUGGAUAAUUAAAACCAAAUUUUUGGAGGAUAAAAUGAAUUAUAAAUUUCAGAAAAUGCUAAAAAUCAGGCUUCCCCUUAUUUUUGUUCAGAAAAAUCAGAUUUUUGAAAAUUUUAAUCAAAGAUUUCUAAUUCAUUUUCAAUGGAAAGAAGAGGCAAAAAAGCCUCAAUUCAGAUUUCAGAUUGUUGAAGAAUUUAGGCUUUAAAAAUUACAUUUUUUAAAUCAUAAAAUUUAAAAUUAUUCAAAACAAAAUAAAAUUUCCAAAAAACCUUCCCUCCCCAAAAAUCCCUCUUUUUUACAGAUUGUUGAUGAAUCAAUGUUCUACAUUGGAUAUUGGGGUCGACAUUUGAAAUCAAUCCAAUACAAAAGUCUUUCGCCCCAUCAAAAAAGUCAAUCAUUUUCCCGGCGCAUUUCAUAUUGGACGAAAAGAUCGAUUAUGGAUGCAUAUCAAAAAACAACAAGACAGAUUUGGUGAUGAAUUCGAUAUAAUGCCAUUCACUUAUUUGUUGCCAAAUGAUCGACAAGAAUUAUUGGAUUAUUUGGAUGAAGAUCCAGCAAGGCAUAUUAUUAUCAAACCGGUUCGUCCCUAUUUUUAAUUAGAGUCUGAGACCAAAUGUUGCUACUUGAUUGUCUCGAAAAUACCCAAACUUCACAGGCUACUGUAUCUCUUUGGACUACUGUAACAGAUGUGUUUUUCUUGAAAUUUAAAACUGAAAGGGUACUGUAGUCUCAGGGUUAUCCCGAAAAGAUUACUGUUCCCAAACUACUGUAGUUUCCUGUGAGUCAUUCCGAACUGCAAAGAUUACUGUAUCCCCCAAAACGAAUAGAAAUACUGUUUUUGUGCGAACUGCAAGGGAUACUGUAUUUCUUAGGAUAACUGCAACUAAAAUGAUGCUGUAAAUACUGUAAUCUCCUUUUGAACUGCAUAAGGUACUGUAACUCUCAAACUGCAAGUAUUACUGUAGUCUUUUAAGGAUUAUUUUGAACUUCAAGAAUUACUAUAAUUCUAAUUUUUCCAACUGCAAAGGUUACUGUAGCCAGUGGGGCUUCAUUUUUUCCAGAUUCCAAUAUUUAUAAAUCUAAAUUUUUUUCCAGCCUGCAUCUGCUAGAGGAACUGGAAUUCAAGUGACAAGAAAACAACGAGAUUUUCCUGCAACUUCUUCGCUUGUUGCGCAACAGUAAGAUUUUUUUAUUUAAAAAUUACAAUCAAAAAUCAUUGAAUUUUGUAGUUAUAUUGAACGACCGCUUACAAUAAAUAAAGCGAAAUUCGAUCUUCGUUUAUAUGCGUAUGUUCCAUCAUUAGAACCACUUCGAGUUUAUCUUUAUGAUCAAGGACUUGUUCGAUUUGCCAGUGUUCCAUAUUCUUCAUCGGUUUCAACAAUAUCCAAUAAAUAUAUGCAUCUCACAAAUUAUAGUAUCAAUAAAUUGGCUGAACAAGAUGGAGUUGCAAAUAAACCGGUGCCCAAAUGGACACUUACACAUUUAUGGGAGUAUUUUGAGAAAAAAGGAAUUGAUUCGACGAUUAUAAGGAAGAAUAUUGAGGAUGUUAUUAUUAAGGCGUUUAUUUCAUGUGAAAAACCGAUUAGAGAUCAUAUUGUCAAAUAUUUAGAGCAUGGGUAAGGAGAAUUUUGGGGAAACGGGGGUUUUAGGGGCAAAUUUUUAUCCCACAGUUUUCUCUUAGAUUUAAUCCAUGUGGCAAAUUCUGAAAUUUAUGAAAAAGUUCCGAAAAAAAUUUUUGCUCUGAAAAUUCUUGAAAUGUCUUCUCAUUGUCAUUUUUUCUGAGAAUUUUCAACACAAAUUUUUUUAAUUUCUAGAAAAAAACCGGGUUUAGAGGAAACAUACGCUACCUAUUUUUGUUCUGUAAUUUUUUCGAAUCUACCAUUUUUCUCUGGACCACCGAACUCUUCUCCCAAAUCUCCUGAUCUCUUGUUUCUCAGAUUCAUUUGCUACGAAUUGUUUGGAAUCGAUAUCUUAUUGGAUGAAAAUCUGAAACCGUGGCUUCUCGAAGUGAAUAUCUCACCAUCUUUACAUUCUGGAACUCCAUUAGAUGUUUCUGUGAAAGCACCAUUGGCGAAAGAUGUUCUAAAUAUUGCUGGAAUUCAUGUUCCUCCACAGUAAGUGUUUUUGGCGGUAAAUUUGUGUCAAAGUAUUCACAUCUUUAUUUUUGCAGCUAUAAUGAUUUGGAAGAUGCUGAUUACAGUACACGGCCAAGAAAUGGCUCGAAAUCGCGUGAACAAAUGAUAAAAGAAGCAUCUUGGGUUGCUGCUUAUCAAGAACAAUUGGGUGAAAUGGAUGAACGAAUAUUGAAAAGAUUGACACCGGAAGAUGUUCGAAUGUUGGUUGAAUUUGAAGAUGAAUUGACAAGAAUUGGAGAUUUUAAAUUGGUUUAUCCCACUGUUAAUACUUUACAUUAUCAAAGGUUUGUUGGGGGUUUGAAAAGAAAAAUGGAAAUUUUUAAUGAAAAAUGUUGUGUUUUAAAAAUUUCCAAAUCUCAAAUUCCCAACAUAAAAAUUACAGAUUUUUCGCCGAGCCUCUUUAUGCCAAUUUAAUGCUCCAACAAUGGCAAUUACAACAAGAAGAAGAUCGAAAAGUUGGAAUAAAUCGACUUGAAAUUCUUUGUCGACAAGGUUAUAUGCAAUCAGAUUAUAAAAAUUAG